GGUUGUUAUAUUUAUUUCAAAUGUCAUGUCUUUUUUUAAUUAAAUUACUUAAAGCCGAUUUAUGCAUUAUAAUUGUUCGUUCACUAGAAAAGCCAAUAUGUACCUUAUAACUUUGUUUGUAAUUCUCUGUGCAAGUUUUGCUAAUUUAGAAUUAAUCGAAUUAAACGAAAAUAAUUGGAAAUUAAUGCUAAAAGGAGAAUGGAUGGUUGAAUUUUUUGCACCAUGGUGUCCGGCUUGUAAAAGUCUCUCACCUAUUUGGAAUCGUUUUGCAAAUAGUGCAGACCAGAUUGGCUUGAAGGUUGCACAUGUUGAUGUCACCAAAUCACCAUCUUUAAGUGGACGCUUCUUAGUCACUGCACUACCCACUAUUUACCAUAUUAAAGAUGGAGAGUUCCGGCAGUAUCGUGGCUCCCGCGAUGGUGAUGCUUUCAUGUUUUAUGUGAAGCAGAAGGAAUGGCAAAAAUCUGAACCUAUAUCUUCAUGGAAAAAUCCAGACAGUAUUCACAUGUCCAUAUUGUCUUAUUUCUUCAAGCUAUCGCAUUUGUUGAAGGAUUUCAACACUAGUUUGCAGGAAGAGUACGGCCUUCCAACAUGGGGUUCAUAUGCCAUGCUUGCAGCUGCUACAAUAAUCGUUGGUGCUGCUUUGGGCCUGCUUUUAGUGUGUAUAGUUGACUUCUUAUACCCGGCAAAGAAAUCUCAAAGACAAAGUUUCUUGCUCUCCGAAGAAAAAUCUGGAAGUGCUGUUGAUGAUGAGAUCGUCGAUGAUAUAGAAUAUAAUGAUGAUGAUGAUGAGGCAGAAGACGAUGAAGAGGCAGAUAGUUCUCCGGAAGUUUCUGAAGCUGAAGAUGAAGAAGUCAAACCCAAUUCAUGCAGCGAAUCAGAUGAUGAUAAAAAUGACGACGCUGAAAUGGAUUCUGACUCCAAAAACAAACACCCUAACAAAUCUAGUUCUUCUGAAGUUCGAAGAAGAAACAAUCCCAAAGAAACUAAGUAAAAUCUAAUUUUACUUAUGCACUUUAGACAACAUAAUCUAUAUAAUCUCGGAUUGUUAGUAAAGUUUCAUCACAAUCAUGAUCUUAAUAAGUCGCACAAACACAUUCGUAAAUUUGAAGCAACAACCAUGUGGGCAAGAUCAAGUAUUUGCUUAUAAUACAAAUAUAUAUAAACUCGUAAAUUUUUGUAAUACUUAAAUCAAAAUACUUUACAAGUAAAAAAUAAAAUAAAAAAUACAUUUAUUCUAUUUAAAAAUUCUUUAUUAA
Eupeodes corollae is the source of this 1259-nucleotide messenger RNA. RefSeq names its product thioredoxin-related transmembrane protein 1. The transcript has 4 exons. Bases 62 to 994 code for a protein of 310 amino acids. The record is from RefSeq and is a predicted model, not a curated record. NCBI's taxonomy places the organism in Eukaryota, Metazoa, Arthropoda, Insecta, Diptera, Syrphidae.